This is a messenger RNA of Oreochromis aureus, 1687 nucleotides long. RefSeq lists its product as uncharacterized. Gene Ontology annotation, molecular function: protein binding. The record is from RefSeq and is a predicted model, not a curated record. Lineage: Eukaryota; Metazoa; Chordata; Actinopteri; Cichliformes; Cichlidae. Bases 59 to 1687 code for a protein of 542 amino acids. The transcript has 23 exons.
GAGAGGCGCGAAAGAAAAGGCAGGUGGGGGAGGGUCACAAUAUCUUUGGAUCGCAGUCAUGGAGGUGACCAUCGGAGAGCAGCUUUUAAAGAAAAGAAAUCUUGCAUUUGAUAUUAUGAUGGAAACAUCAGGUAGAAGAAGAAAAAGAGUUAAUCCUCAACAUGAUGCAGAACACUAUAUUAAACUGAAAACUGACAAGACUGGUCUAACAGAGCAAUUCAUCAGCCCAUGCAAAGGUCGUGGUGUAAUUACCUCACAGUUUUUCAAACAGGGGGAAUUUGUUCUUGAAUACCGUGGAGAACUUUGCAAAGCAGAUCCUUAUCUUGAAAAAAACAAGUUCAAUGAUACGGUGGAAGUGUUCUUAUUUGAUUUCAAAUGGAAAGGAACCUCUUGGUGCAUUGAUGCUUCUGUUGAAGACAAGUCAUUAGGAAGGCUUGUGAAUGAUGACCACCGAAGGCCUAACUGUAAGAUGAAAACAGUUGAAGUUGAAGGAAGGCCACAUCUUUGCCUGUUUGCCUUACGUGACAUUGACCCAGGAGAAGAAAUAACUUAUGACUACGGAAAAGCUGACUGGCCUUGGCGCAAGAUGGAUAAAUCUACCUAUGAGAUCAGCAACCAAAAUGGUGAUCUUGAACACUGCACUCAGGAUAAAUCGACUUAUGAGAUCAGCAACCAAAAUGGUGAUCUUGAACACUGCACUCAGGAUAAAUCUACUUAUGAGAUCAGCAACCAAAAUGGUGAUCCUGAACACUGCACUCAGGAUAAAUCUACUUAUGAGAUCAGCAACCAAAAUGGUGAUCCUGAACACUGCACUCUGGAUAAAUCUACCUAUGAGAUCAGCAACCAAAAUGGUGAUCUUGAACACUGCACUCAGGAUAAAUCUACCUAUGAGAUCAGCAACCAAAAUGGUGAUCCUGAACACUGCACUCAGGAUAAAUCUACUUAUGAGAUCAGCAACCAAAAUGGUGAUCCUGAACACUGCACUCAGGAUAAAUCGACUUAUGAGAUCAGCAACCAAAAUGGUGAUCUUGAACACUGCACUCAGGAUAAAUCUACCUAUGAGAUCAGCAACCAAAAUGGUGAUCUUGAACACUGCACUCAGGAUAAAUCUACCUAUGAGAUCAGCAACCAAAAUGGUGAUCCUGAACACUGCACUCAGGAUAAAUCUACUUAUGAGAUCAGCAACCAAAAUGGUGAUCCUGAACACUGCACUCAGGAUAAAUCUACCUAUGAGAUCAGCAAACAAACCGGCGAUCUUGAACACUGCACUCAGGAUAAAUCUACCUAUGAGAUCUGCAACCAAAAUGGUGAUCUUGAACACUGCACUCAGGAUAAAUCGACUUAUGAGAUCAGCAACCAAAAUGGUGAUCUUGAACACUGCACUCAGGAUAAAUCUACUUAUGAGAUCAGCAACCAAAAUGGUGAUCCUGAACACUGCACUCAGGAUAAAUCUACUUAUGAGAUCAGCAACCAAAAUGGUGAUCCUGAACACUGCACUCUGGAUAAAUCUACCUAUGAGAUCAGCAACCAAAAUGGUGAUCUUGAACACUGCACUCAGGAUAAAUCUACCUAUGAGAUCUGCAACCAAAAUGGUGAUCUUGAACACUGCACUCAGCCACUACAUUAUUCUGAUGACUUCUUCUUGGAGAGGACCAGGGAACUCUGGAAGAUGCAUGAAGGUAGCUGA